AUGUUGGAGAAGGCAUGGGUUCGUCUAUGCAGAGCUGAUCCUGCAUAUGAAAUUGGUGCUUGGAAUUUUGUUCAUGCGGUUGGGGCUACAUUAGGAGACACUGAAAUGAUAGUAUGUCCAUGCACUGAUUGUCGCAGCGUAGACCGUCAUUUAGGCAGUGAAGUUGUAGACCAUCUAGUGAGAAGAGGCAUGAAUGAAGCAUACAAGUGUUUGAGUGAAUGGUAUCAUCAUGGGGAAGGAAUCUCACUGUCUGCAGGGGAAAGGUCUUUCUCUGAAUGGAAUGAAGAGAUUGUUGGUCUUUAUAGAGCUGCUAGUUAUUCAGAUGACGAGUUGGCUGCUCAAGGUGAUGUAGGUGAGAUCGCUGAAGGUUUGGAUACAAAAGAAGACGAGUUUCUUGCUAAGCUAGCAGAUGCUGAGACACCAUUAUAUCCGAGCUGUUUGAACCAUAGUAAGCUAUCAGCCAUUGUUUCCCUCUUCAGGAUUAAGACACAAAAUGGUUGGUCGGACAAGAGUUUCAACGAUCUACUGGAAGAACUACCGAACCUGUUACCAGAGAAUAAUGUUCUUCAUACCUCGAUGUAUGACGUGAAGAAGUUUCUCAAGUCUUUUGACAUGGGUUAUGAGAAGAUUCAUGCAUGUGUGAAUGAUUGCUGCCUGUUUAAAAAGGGAUUAGAGAAGUUAGACAACUGCCCGAAAUGCAAGGCUUCUAGAUGGAAGGUCAAUUUGCAGACGGGUGUGGUUAAGAAGGGUGUGCCGCGGAAAGUGCUAAGGUACUUUCCAAUAAUCCCGCGCCUUAAAAGGAUGUACAGGUCUGAGAGAAUUGCUCAAGAUUUACGUUGGCAUUUCAGUAACAAAUGUUCUGACGGGAAGCUGCGCCAUCCCGUAGAUUUUGUUACAUAG
Messenger RNA from Microthlaspi erraticum, 900 nucleotides. Lineage: Eukaryota; Viridiplantae; Streptophyta; Magnoliopsida; Brassicales; Brassicaceae. The record is from the annotation of a GenBank genome assembly.